CUGACGCGAGUAACUCGCCAAGUCCCUGGCAGCACAGAGGUUACAUCAUCGUCGCCCAACUUGCGCGGCGCACCUUGAAGGCCUCUCUCGCCAUGGUCGGGCUUUUUCGCAACCGAAUAUCCUUGUUGUUCUUUCUGGGAACUCCUCAAAGACAAGUAAGAACCUCUCAGGCGCCAUUUCUGUCGUCGAACAGACCCAUUCGCAAACUCUGCAGCGCCUCAACGACGAAAGCCAGGCAGCAUCCCCUCUCUCCGUCCCUGCUGCAAACAGCUCGUCACCUCCGCAAAUCGAACACGACGCUACUAUCUUGUCAGACACAGCCGUCGAUCGCGUUACCGCUAUCGGACAGACGAUCAUUCACGACGACAGGCGCCCUGAGAAAAGGAACAGACGAAAUGUCGGACCAGGAUUACAUGGCCUUUCUCGACAAGGCGAACGAAGAUCCAUCCAAGGGAGUGACUUCGGCUGCCGCUGCCGGUGGCGCCGCGACGAACCGGGGAGCAAAGACCGAGUUCAGGGCGACGCAGGAGGGCGUGGAGGUACCGGCGCCGAUUGCGAGGGUGUGCGGCAAGGGCGAUGUGUCGUUCUACGCGUCGGACGCGGACGAGCCAUUCGAGGCCGUCGCGCUGCGCUGGGACGAAGGCGGGAAAGGGUUGCCUGAUGAGGAGGAGUUUGCGACGCUGAUUGAGCAUUGGGAUCCAAAGAAUGCUGAAGUCCAGAUCAUGGAUCCGGUGGACUGGGACCGUAAUGGGCAGUAUGGGGAGAUUGUGGACGCGGUGAGGGAGGCCGGGGAGGGGAAUGAUGUGAGGGUGUAUCGGGUCGCGAGGGACGGAGUCAGGGCCGAGUACUGGGUGGUCACUACCCAGGGCAAGGGGGAGGAGGCCAAGUUGGUCGGGGCGAAGGCCCUGGCCGUGGAGAGCUGAAUUCAGGUGGUCCACCUGUUAUCUGUAAUUAUUAAUCGGUCGACUGUUC
Molecule: messenger RNA, 972 nt
Organism: Thermothelomyces thermophilus ATCC 42464
Lineage: Eukaryota; Fungi; Ascomycota; Sordariomycetes; Sordariales; Chaetomiaceae
Exons: 2
Coding region: 396-923 (175 amino acids)
Source: RefSeq, a predicted model, not a curated record